Ostertagia ostertagi is the source of this 210-nucleotide messenger RNA. The record is from the annotation of a GenBank genome assembly. Lineage: Eukaryota; Metazoa; Nematoda; Chromadorea; Rhabditida; Trichostrongylidae.
AUGCAGAACGAGUUCGACGCGCUGCGCUGGCGCCUCGCGCGUGGUGAGCCGGGGUUGAUCGACCCGUAUGCGGCCACCGACCCGGCGGAGUUCUUCGCCGUCAUCAGCGAGCUGUUCUUCGAGCGGCCCAUCGAAUUGGCCGCCGGCCACCCGGCGCUGUAUGCCGAGCUCAGCGGCUACUACCGGCUGGACCCGGCGGGCUGGGCCUGA